AUGGAGAAGAAUAAGAAGAUAGGGAAGGAGCAACUGGUAUGCUGGGUGGAGAAAAUGCUAAAGAGAAAGCCUUUCCAUUUUAGUGACCUAAAAGAUGGAGGGGUGUACGUGGAUCUCUUCCAGUGCAUAUGGCCGCAGAUGAUGAAAAAAUACGAAGAGAGAUACCAACAUAGAGACAUGACUAAAGAGAAAGAAAAAACAAACUGGAUAAUUAUAAACUGUGUCCUUAAUGAUCUAAAGAUCGAUUCUGAUUUUAUAAGCUACAGCGAUAUAGGUACAGGACACUUUAGCAGAUGCUACGAAUCCUUGAUUGUUCUAUUCUUCCUGCAUUCAUUAGUGGAGCAUCACGAAUGUGACUUUGUGUUAGCCUAUCCGGUGACGAAAAAAUUAACCGACUUUAUGUCAAGUGAGGAACCUCUAAAUUGUCUAAUCAGAGCUGGCUCUUUGCAACUUCCUCAGAAUUUUUGCGAUGACUUCUCAAACUCUGUCCAGGGGAAUAAUGUCACGGGAACGAAUGGUGAAGAAAGGGAGAGCCCCUUCGACAUGGGAGGGUUGCAAAACUGUGUCCCCUCCAAAUGGACUCAUGAAUCGCACCACAGUGACUUAACCAAUGAGCUAGAUUAUCCCUACAGUGCAAGCGGGAAGAAGUCGACCUUGGUGAGAAGCCGUGAAUUUGUUCCAACCUUUGCAGAUAGGUUUGUGGGUACGUCCGCCGAUACGUCUGCAAAUAUCUGUACAGUGAAUCGCGAUAAAUCCUUUCCCCACAGGAGAGACAGCCUCCUCUCCCUGAUUAGCAGCACGUCCACCGUUGCCUGCAGUAGUACAGGUUGGGACAGAGCUAGGGACACCUCAGAACGUGGCACCACUACAAAGGAGAGGGGACAUCCCCCCCUAUGUAACAUUGCAGAUGUUGUCUCCCACGAGGCAGCCUACCAAGGGAAAGCAACCACCAUCAAAUGUGUAGAGAAGAGCCGAAUCGCUGAAACAAUCACCGGUGAGAAACGGCUGAACAAUGAGGCAACAAACGAAGAUCCUAUCAGAUGCGGAAACAACGUCCCAUACAGCUUCGACCAAAUGGUCAGCCACCCCCGCAGCAACUUCUUCAAAUACUUCAACAAAAGAGAAGUAGGAAGAAGUGGAAUUUUGGAAAAGGGGCCACACGAUCAUAGGAAAAGUGACUUUUUUCAGUCUCCCCAUUUAAACUGCCUCCCACUUCCACCUCCAAACAGUGGCAGUAUCAGUGGUGCAGAUGAUCACAAAGAUAUACACGCUGAUGUGAAGAAGACCAAAGUGGAUGCCAGCUGUCAAGCCGAGAAUGAUCCCUUGUUUAAUUUCCUACUUAACGACGAUUCGGUGAGAAAUUUAAAAGUGACCUGGAACGAUGAAGAGAAAAAUGUUAAAGGGGAAUCCUUCAUUUGGUUUUUAAAGACGCAAAUGAAGAAGUACAAAAGGGAAGUUCGUCUCAGGGAGGAGGAACUCGAAGUGACUAGCCAAAUGAAGAAUAAAGAAAUCGAAGAUGUUAAAAUGGCUCACUCUAUCCAACUAGCGAUGCUCCGAGAGAAACAACAAGCUGAGAUUUUUUCCUUAAAACAGCAACACUUGGAUGAGGCGGCAAAAAUAAGGAAACACUUUGAGGCGAAAAUAUGCAACAUAGAAGAAGAUCUAACCCUAGACCUGGAUGUUCUCCACUGCCAGGAGAAGGACUCUCUUCUGAGUAAUCUACCCGAUGAGAAAAUGGAAUGGAGAAAAUCGGAUGAAGAGGAGACGCGUAUACCCAAGCAUGGGAAUACAGACCGUCGUGGAAGACAAGAUGGGCGGUAUGUCACAGAUGCGGCAGAUACACCAGUAGACUACGAUGAGGAGGAUGCAAACAUUAACCGUUUUCUCUUUGAGCAGGUCGAUAUGGGAAGUGUGAUCAGCGGAGGAGGUUCCGGGAGGGAUCACUACUACGACGACAUUCCGAGAAAGAGGAAAUUCUUAACUUUCGAUUACUGCCUUGAGAAUGGAAAAGUGGGAGAAACGCCAGAGGAGAAACCCGAAGGAGAACACCAGGGAGCGCUAUACACAGGAACAGAUGCAGAGCUAACUGGAAGGACAAGCGGAGGCACACCCCGUGUAGAAACCCACACGAGCAGCAACAUUCGGGAAGCCAUUAACAAAAUGAAGAAGCUUGUCAGCAGAAGAAACAUGGAGCACCAAAUGAACAACGAACAGAUCAGAGGCGAAAUUGCAACUCUGAGAAAUGCAGUUGAAAAUUUCCAAUGUCGACGAGGGGGCCAAUUCGAUCUAGUCACAGAGACUGCUCAGUUUGUGAGCGAACUAUUACAGUCUAUUGAUCGGGAGGAGGAGCAGCCGGAUCAGGGGGAGGAAGAAAAAGGGCCGCCCCGCAAAGGUUGGGACACGUUUUCCUAUAUAGAGAAGGAGCAAAAUAAAAUUUACGAGAUGAUAAAAAAAGGCCAUAAUGGACUCCUAAAAAACGAUCAAGUGGUGAAAAUCCUCGACGGGAGUUCCCUAAUUCGGCUACUCGUCCGCCUAGUUUGCGCGUUAAAGUUGGAAAGGGUGAAACGUCGCCUCGUCGGUCAACGGAUGGGCAGCAAAGAAGCUAGCGACAGGAGCAGCGAAAAAGGAAGCGACAAAAACAGCCAAAGAAGUGGCGAAACCGGGGUGAGGCUUGCAUUCGCGUCUAACGAUAUCCCAAGCAAUGAAAUAGACAAAAUCGAACACGAAAUGAAAACGGACGAACAUAUAAAAAAUGUCGAAAGGAAGAAUAAACGAUUACAAUGCCUCAAUGAGUACUACAAGAAGAGGUUAGGACAUCUGGAGGUAUGGGCAAAUGCCCUUGAAGACUUAAAAUCAAAGUGCAAAAAAUUCUACAGAGAAAAUGGCAGACAUGCGUUUAUCAAUGGAGGGGAAGAGAGGGCUCUUCACGAAUUCGCGGAGGUCCCUCCUUCAGGUGACCCAUCGGACGAGGCGGUCUCAUCUGAGCCGUUACCCCAUGGGCAGUUACCCCAGGCACAGUUACCACCCGAAUGUGUAUCGAUGUAUCCCCUUGCUUCGUCCCACCCGCUUGCAUCGUUGAGCCCCUUCCUGUGGUCCCCAAAAUUUUAUUUGCGAUCCUUUACAGAGGAAAACGAAAGGGACGCAGAACUCAUGCAUCUGUUGAAGCUUCUUGGUAGAGGUGAAAAUGAGGAGGAUGUACUUCUCUUCCAAAGUAGUACCCCGAUGAGGUGCCCAAAGAGUGAUAACGAGGUGAAGGAUGCCAGGGGGGGGGAAGAAAAUUCGAGGCAAUCGAAUCCAGAUAAGCUCAAUCUCAGUGUAUGUCCCACCGAAGCAUUGCUAAAAAAAAAACUAACAUACAACUUCUGGCGAAUUCUGGGAGAUAUGUACACCUACAGGAAUGUCAUAAUCGAAGCGUGCCAUUACAUUUGUCAUUCAAAUGGCAUGAUGAAUAAAUACAUCUUAACGAGUGAGGAGAAGAUGAAGAGAGAAAGAAGACAAUUCGAAGAGGCGUGCAACGGUAAGGACACUGUCCACAUGGCAGAAAGAUACAAGUGGAGACAACUCUUGGGAAGAGCCACAUUGAAUAGGGAUAUAUAUAAAGGGAAAUAUUUCCAACUAGAGAAAGAAAUUGAAAAAGAGAGAAAGAAUCUCCUGUAUCUAACCAACGUCUGCUAUGAAGAAGAGAGUGUCAAAUAUAAAAAUACGAUUCUUCAAUUUAGACAAGUGGAUCAUAACUAUAGGGUUUACAAAGCGAGAGAGAAAAAAUGGGUUCAGCUAGCCAAAUUGCUCAUAACCGAAUUGACAAAUUCCUCAAAGGAUAACCAGCAAGGAGUGAUGGAUGUCUGGCUGGAAAUUGUCGCAACGGAGAAGGGGAAGAAAAGGAAGCAGAAGGAGGAGAAGAAAAAAGAAAACUACGUGCAGGCGGGAAAUUUCAACUGGGAGACACAUAUUGAGGAAUGCAUGUCUAAUGACGCCUGCGAAGGUGUGGCUGAAGGUACCUCUCAUUUGACGUCAGUAAGACGGGUCAUAAAAGAGGUGGAAAAUUUAAGGGACACUCACAGAGGGGGUAAAAACAAAAUGAAGGGAACCUUAACCAAUUGCGCAAGGGACCACGUCGGAAUGAACAAAGGGAGCAGAACUACGAAUCGUGGCAAUACUACCACCCGUCGCUAUAGUGGCAAAUUUGGAUCCGCAUCAAAGGGGGGGAGAAAAAGUGUCCACAGCGAUGGCAGCAAUAGCCAUAUGUACCGCCAAGACGAUUCAUUGUGUAAGCAGGCGUCCCCCCCAGGCCGUGGUUCGAAUCGAACCAGCGCUGAACAGGACGAAGAGGCGAACGAGCGAAGCCAAUCGAACCGCAGCGGAGAUUAUUUUACAGGAAUGGACGUGAACUACAAGAGAGAUUUUAAGGGGAGUGGUGCGAACUAUUACACCAAAGACUUCCACACCUUCCUGAAUGAUGUACAAAGUAGUUGCGUCCUUAACUUCUCAUCUGCGAGUGAAUCGGACAUUUGGGUGUCAGAAGAGGAGCGGAUUCCCGAGCCGCUGCAUAGCGGAGGUGAUAACGGUGAGGACGGCGGCAGUGACUUAGGUGUAGGUGCCCUACGCCUUGCCGCUAGUAAAAGCGCUGUCCAAACCGCGAAUCAUGACAAUGGCGCAAAUCAGAGCCCCAGCCCAGGUGGCGAACCGUGGGAGACUCGCCUCAAACAUAUGGCAGAGGAGUCGUGUACGAUGUUCCAAAGGAUCCUCUGCAUGAAAGAAGAAGAAAUAACGCAAGGGAAGAAGCAAAUGGAACAUCUGGAAGGGGAACUAAACGAAAUGAAGAAGGAAAAACAGAGUCAGGAGAACAAAUACGCAUGUUUACAGGAACAACAAAAUGACUUAGUCAAGAGGUUAGGCUCCCUAAGGGACAUCAUAUCUGACCUGAAUGACCAAAUGUACAAAAUGAAUCGAGAAAAAAUCUGCAGUGAAAACGAAAGCUUAGCCAGACAACAGCAACUUCACACCAUUCUGAGGAAUUAUGAAUGUACCAUAGAAUUAAUAAAAUCUCAUUUGAAGAAGUAUCCCUCCGUUUUGUGCCUCCUAGAUACAGUAGCGGAUGGCGAUAAGGAGAUAAUCCUGGAGGUGGCCAACGCGGGGGAAAAUUACAACAGGGGGGUAAGUCUUUCUCUUCAGGUGGAUAAGCAUGCGCAAAUGAAGGAGAAACAAAAUUGUCUAAUUAAGAGGGUUGCAUGGGAGGAAGCGACAGAUGACGUCUCGCAAGUCAUGGCCAAUUUAGAGGGAGCCAAUAUGUCAAUCGGGGGGGAAGACAAAUGUGAGGGCAUCCCUGAUUUUUCUCUAACCGAUCUGAUGAGGGAUAUGGGGUGGGACAAUUAG
Plasmodium inui San Antonio 1 is the source of this 5373-nucleotide messenger RNA. RefSeq lists its product as hypothetical. The coding region runs from base 1 to 5373 and encodes 1790 amino acids. NCBI's taxonomy places the organism in Eukaryota, Apicomplexa, Aconoidasida, Haemosporida, Plasmodiidae. The record is from RefSeq and is a predicted model, not a curated record. The transcript has a single exon.